AUGGAGAUGAAUUAUGAUGAAGCGGCUCUCCAUCAGAUUGAGCGGGAGCUCAAUACUGAGAUCUAUCCCGGGACCGAAAUCAUGGCAGAUGUUGGGUCGCAUCACUUCGUGAAAGCGUCGUCGCGAUCAGAUCGUGUUCUCGUUCCUCAGCCAUCGCAGAGCCCGCAUGAUCCUUUGAACUGGAGCAAGACGUGGAAGAUAACCGUUAUCUGCUUGUCCACUGCGGUUUCCUUCAGUCAGGGUCUAGGACCUUUGGCCCUGGCACCAAUGUUUCCUCAGUUGAUGGAGGCUUUCGACACGGACUAUGCCGCCGUGGUCAAAUUUACUGGCGUGUGUAUUCUGGUGUUGGGGUUCAGUAACUUCUUCUGGAUUCCCCUACAGAGCGCAUAUGGUCGGAGACCCGUCUUGAUAUUCUCCACUCUCAUCUGUUUAGCCAGUAAUAUCUGGAGGGCUAUGGCAACAUCCUAUGGUAGUUAUAUGGGGGCCUGUGUCCUGAAUGGAUUCGGGGCUGGUCCUGCCGAGACAUCUCAACCGGAGAUCAUUGCAGACACCAUAUUUCUGCACGAAAGAGGUUCCUUCAACACACUCUACUUCACGUUCUAUUUCGGCUCGCUCAUGGUCGGACCUAUAAUUGCCGGUCCAAUGGCCCAGCAUGUUGGCUGGCGUAGCUUUUUCUGGUUUAACGUCGCACUACUGGGGCUGGUUCUCAUUCUUGUCGUUUUCCUCUUUCCAGAGACCAAAUGGCACCGAGUCCACCCCGGUGAACACACUCACACACAGGAGGUGUUGAACUCCUCCGAUACCGGAUCAGAACCAGAGAAACCCGCCGCUGCGGCACAUCAGGAGAAUGCUUCGAUAGAAAUAGGCGAUACAGAUCCAUGGCUUGGCAGAGGUUAUCCAUCGAAGCAGCAGUUCAAACUCUGGCAGCUAGAAGGCCACAAUCUAAAGAAUCUGCUGAUCAGCUUCUGGGUUCCGUGGAAGCUUCUCUGCUUCCCCAUCGUUGAGUUUGCUGCCUUCAAUGUUUCCUGGUCGGCCAGUGUCUUUCUGACCCUAAACCUCACCCAGAGCGAGGCUUUCUCUAAGCCUCCAUACAACUUCUCCAGCCAGACCAUCGGCUUCUUCAAUUUUGCGAUCUGGAUCGGGGCAUUCAUUGGACUGGCAACCAAUGGACCUCUUUCGGACUGGAUUUCCAUGAAAGCCACAAAAAGAAAUCGGGGCAUUCGAGAGCCAGAAAUGAGAUUGCCCGCGAUAAUACCAUAUGUGAUCGUAUCCAUAAUUGGAAAUUUCGUGGUGGCAUUUGGAUAUCAAUAUCAAUGGGACUGGAGGGCUAUUGUUAUAAUAGGGUACACAGCGGCUGGUAUCCAGGUUGCUGCCAUCCCAGCUAUCACUAGCACCUACGCAGUGGACAGCUACAAGCCGGUUGCUGGCUCGAUAUUCGUCUCGAUCACAGUCAACAAAAACGUGUGGGGUUAUGGUUUUAGUGAGUUCAUUACACCGUGGGUAGAAAAGAGCGGCUUCGUGAAACCGAUAAUGUUGAACAUGUCCCUCGCAGUCUUGUGGUGUCUUUUCGCGAUUCCCUUUUAUUUUUAUGGAAAGCGUUUAAGGAAGUGGACAGCAAAGUCGUCAGUGCACAAGAUGUGA
Molecule: messenger RNA, 1641 nt
Organism: Aspergillus piperis CBS 112811
Lineage: Eukaryota; Fungi; Ascomycota; Eurotiomycetes; Eurotiales; Aspergillaceae
Product: putative MFS transporter
Exons: 8
Coding region: 1-1641 (546 amino acids)
Biological process (GO): transmembrane transport
Molecular function (GO): transmembrane transporter activity
Source: RefSeq, a predicted model, not a curated record